AUGCAAAUAAACAAUCACCGUUUAUCAUCAAUCGCAUCACCAAUACUUACAAGCAAGAACAUCAAAAGCGCAAGCGGAGUGAAAGUGACUGUAUGUAGAGAAUCGGACGUCAUGGACGACAAACUCUACGUAGAAUUACACGUAUUCGAGUACGAAUCACUAUCAAAUUUCAUCAAACCUGUGACAAAUACUCCGUCCACCAGCAUUUCUCCGUCUAAACGCUCCAGGUUAUCUCAGUUAACAAAAGAAACAAUAAACACACCACCAGCAUCGAAUUCCACAAAACAAGGAGAAACUUCAGAGAACCCUUCAAGAAAUCAAGACGCGUACCUUAUAGUUGACUCUGUAUCUCAUAACUGUGUUAUAAUUUACCGUGGAGGAGAUAAAGAUUAUCAACUAUGGUCUGGAUGGAAACUAAGUGAUGCUCAAUACAACCAUGUAACACAACCACCAUUCAAAUUACGUGCAGUCGUACUUACAGUAUAUGAAGACAUCCUCGAUGAAAUUGCCAACUCGGAAGUUGAAAGGGAUGAUUUACUUGACCGAUUUUUAGAAGUUUACUUGGAUGAUAAAAACAGUUAUGGUGAUGAAGUAUAUAACCAGAUUGCGGAUUUUUUUGAACUGGCUGAAAGUUACAUUCCAUUAUCGUUUGAAGGAAGAGAUGAAGUGAAGCCGGAAGACAAUUAUGAACUUGACUACGAAAAAAUAAAGAAGAAGGCAAAAGAUAUUCUGGGGGGUACUUGA
Paraglomus brasilianum is the source of this 744-nucleotide messenger RNA. Lineage: Eukaryota; Fungi; Glomeromycota; Glomeromycetes; Paraglomerales; Paraglomeraceae. The record is from the annotation of a GenBank genome assembly.